This is a messenger RNA of Amyelois transitella, 1538 nucleotides long. RefSeq names its product ubiquitin carboxyl-terminal hydrolase 46 (gene Usp12-46). The coding region runs from base 194 to 1339 and encodes 381 amino acids. Gene Ontology annotation, molecular function: cysteine-type endopeptidase activity; cysteine-type deubiquitinase activity. The transcript has 8 exons. Gene Ontology annotation, cellular component: nucleus; cytosol. NCBI's taxonomy places the organism in Eukaryota, Metazoa, Arthropoda, Insecta, Lepidoptera, Pyralidae. Gene Ontology annotation, biological process: protein deubiquitination. The record is from RefSeq and is a predicted model, not a curated record.
UCACUGUCACUCUGUCACUACUCUUAACGUCUAUGGUUAGAACGUUGUGCUUGUUUUGCCCAAUUGGUAAUUUCUAAAUUAUUAGAUUACAUUUACUAAUUAUGUUUCUACUAGCGACUGAAGUUUGAAUAAGAAUCGUACUUGCGGUAGCAAUUGCGUGUCCUGUAUACAGGUUCCAGCAAAGGGAUUGCAAAUGUCAAUAUGUCAGGAUCUCGGCCUUAAUUUCCAACAGAGAAUGGGCGCAAAUAUAUCACAAUUGGAAAGAGAUAUCGGGUCAGAGCAGUUUCCCCCAAAUGAACAUUAUUUUGGAUUAGUCAAUUUUGGAAAUACCUGUUAUAGUAAUUCAGUUCUUCAAGCACUCUACUUCUGUCGCCCCUUUAGAGAAAAAGUUUUAGAAUAUAAAGCCAAAAACAAAAGAACCAAGGAAACACUGCUAACAUGUCUAGCAGACCUUUUUUAUAGCAUUGCCACACAAAAGAAAAAAGUAGGCUCUAUUGCACCUAAGAAGUUUAUUGCUAGACUGAGAAAAGAAAAAGAGGAAUUUGACAAUUACAUGCAACAGGAUGCCCAUGAAUUCUUGAAUUUCCUUAUAAACCACAUCAAUGAGAUUAUUUUAGCCGAGCGCAAUCAAAGUACACUGAAACUGCAAAAGAACACGACCGGUGAGAAUGUGACAUGCAACGGCACGCUGCCACAGAGCACAGAACCGACGUGGGUGCACGAGAUAUUUCAGGGCACCCUUACCAGUGAAACGAGGUGUCUCAAUUGCGAGACAGUGAGCAGCAAGGAUGAGCAUUUUUUUGAUCUUCAGGUUGACGUAGGCCAGAAUACGAGCAUCACGCAUUGCCUAAAAUGCUUCAGUGACACCGAGACCCUGUGUAACGACAACAAAUUCAAAUGUGACAACUGCAGCAGCUACCAAGAAGCCCAGAAGCGCAUGCGCGUGAAGAAACUGCCACUAAUACUGGCAUUGCAUUUAAAGAGAUUCAAGUACAUGGAACAGUACAAUAGGCAUAUAAAAGUCUCGCAUAGAGUCGUGUUCCCGUUGGAGUUGAGACUUUUCAACACUGUGUUUCCCUUGCAGUCCGACGACGCUGUGAACCCGGACCGUCUUUACGACCUGGUUGCCGUUGUAGUACACUGCGGCUCGGGGCCCAACCGGGGACACUACAUCAGCAUAGUGAAGAGCCACGGCUUCUGGCUGUUGUUCGACGACGAUAUGGUAGAUAAAAUUGAUGCGUCAGCGAUAGAAGAUUUUUACGGCCUAACUUCAGACAUUCAAAAAUCGUCCGAAACCGGUUACAUAUUGUUCUAUCAAUCUAGGGACGCUAGUUGUUAAGUUUCUUCAUUAAUUAUAGUAAUUUAUAUUAUUUAAGAUAGUCACUAUCACAAAUCAUGUUAUGCCGCGAUUGUUAAAGUUGAAAAGGCAUUAUAUUAUUGACAAAUUGUUUAAAUUCAAAUCAUUAUUAUUCAAUUUUUAGAUUUAAUUCGAGUGUAUAUAUUUCAUUUCAUAAUACAAAGUUGCGAUUCUUCUCAGA